Messenger RNA from Anopheles funestus (African malaria mosquito), 2926 nucleotides. It is a transcript of the gene ninaB, whose product is annotated as carotenoid isomerooxygenase. Gene Ontology annotation, molecular function: beta-carotene 15,15'-dioxygenase activity; carotenoid dioxygenase activity. The coding region runs from base 365 to 2614 and encodes 749 amino acids. The record is from RefSeq and is a predicted model, not a curated record. NCBI's taxonomy places the organism in Eukaryota, Metazoa, Arthropoda, Insecta, Diptera, Culicidae. The transcript has 4 exons. Gene Ontology annotation, biological process: retinal metabolic process; carotene catabolic process.
CGGUCGGGUAGGUUCAUUAGGGAAGCCAAACAAAAUGACUUGGCCGAAAAACGUACGGCGCAUGUCGGCGCACGUCACGUCGAUGGGUUGUGCAUCCGAAUGGCCUCCCCGUGGGACCGUGUGCCAGGUAAUAGCGUAGUCCCGGUAGGAUUGUUCCACCAGGUACGGUCACACACCACGCACACUCGCACGCCAAAAAUCAACGUUCGCUUCACUUCCGGCAGUAUAAAAACCAUCCACCGGAGAAAGCGAUACCAUCAGUUACUGGGCAGAAUUUGUACCGUAGCAGUAGUGUCCUUUCGCAGCGGUAAAUCAAAAGUGCCCUUUCGUGUUGUUAACGAAAUAAAAAAAAAAAACCCCAACCAUGGAUGUUACCGUGGAAGACUUUUGCGAGGAAACAAACUUUCCCGAAUCGCCCUGCCCGAGCCCGUUCGAUCCGGCCAAGCUGCUCAACAUUGGCUUUCUACAGAUUAAUGGCCGCUUUACGCCCCAUUCCGGUCCAUCGUCCGUGUGCUCUACCAGGAGCUGCAGUCUUGCGACCACACCCGUACCACCGGAUUGUAACGAAUCGGAACAGGAGGAAGGUUACGAAGGAAGAUAUGGUGAGGAGGCAACGAGUGUAGUAAACCCGCCGCGCAAAUGGUCCCUACCACAUUUGCCAACCGAAGCGACGAAGUUUGAAGUUAGUGGCCGUGCGACACCCGUUUUCACCUGGAACCCAAUGCCCACGUCCAGCAAUGUGAUCUACGCACUAAGUGACAAAAAUCAGCAGAUCGUCUUUUCACAGCUUGAACAAGAAGCAGGAACCGAAACGAGCGUAUCGGAAGUGUCGAGUGCUGGAUCGGAUUGUGAAGCUGAGCUGGAAGAGGACGCAGAACCGCAGGAAGCAAAACCGUCGAAGGAUACGCAGAAGGAAGAUAUGUACCCGAACUGUGAUGUGAAUGUGUGGUUACGAUCGUGUGAGCAGGAGAUCGUUGAACCGAUCGAGGGUAAGGUACAGGGCACGAUACCGGACUGGUUGAAUGGUAGUCUGCUGCGAAAUGGCCCAGGCAGUUUGAAAGUGGGCGACAUGAUGUUCAAUCAUCUGUUUGACAGUUCGGCACUACUACACAGGUUUAACAUCGACGGUGGGAAAAUAACGUACCAGUGCCGGUUUCUCAAGUCGGACGCGUACAAGAAAAACAGUGCUGCCAGACGUAUCGUUGUAACGGAGUUUGGCACCAGUGCGGUACCCGAUCCGUGUCAAACGAUCUUCCAUAAAAUUGCCGCAGUUUUUAAUAAACCCGGUGUUAACAAUUCGGACAAUGCGAUGAUCUCGAUCUAUCCGUUCGGGGAUGAGUUUUUCGCAUUCACCGAAAGUCCGAUCAUUCAUCGGAUCGAUCCCGAAACGCUGGAUACGGAGGCGAAACUAAAUGUGUCGGAUUAUGUCGGUAUCGUUAACCACACGUCCCAUCCGCACGUCAUGUCCGACGGUACGGUGUACAAUCUCGGCUGCUCGGUUACGAAAACUGGACCCGCUUACACGAUCAUAUGCUUCCCGCACGGACCGGGCAUGUUUGAGAAUGCGCGCAUCGUUGCUUCGGUACCGGCACGCUGGAAGUUCCAUCCAGGGUACAUGCACACGUUCGGCAUUACGGAGAACUUCUUCGUGAUCGUCGAGCAGCCGCUUAGCGUCUCCGUUCCGACGAUGGUGGUCAGCCAGAUACGCAACCGCCCGAUGGCGGCCGCCCUCAAGUGGUUCGAAAGCCAGCAGACGUACAUCUACCUGCUGGAUCGUGAUACGGGCGAGCUGCGUCACACCUUCCACACGGAACCAUUCUUCUACCUGCACAUCAUCAAUCAGUACGAGCGCGAGGGUCACGUCGUGCUGGACAUUUGCUGCUACAAAGAUCCGGCCAUGCUAAACUGCAUGUACGUCGACACGAUGCGCAACAUGCAGAACAAUCCGGACUACGCGAAAAUGUUCCGCGGGCGUCCGUUGCGCUUCGUGCUACCGCUCCAGUACGGCAAGGAACGGACUAAGGGAAACCUUCACCGGGGUACCUCCACCGACGCCGGCACAUCAUGGGCGGAUAUGUGGCAAAACCUUAGCUCGUUCGCGACCGGUGAUAAUCUGCACACGAAGGAUGCCGGUUUGGUGCUACAGAAUCUUGUGCGCAUCGAAGAUUCGAAAGCGACGGCGUACGUAAUGCCGAAUCGUACCAUCUUCUGCAAACCGGAGCUGCUGUGUGAUUUGGGUUGCGAAACACCACGCAUCUACUACGAGCGCCAUCUCGGGCGCCCUUAUCGGUACUUUUACGCGAUCAGCUCCGACGUAGAUGCGAGCAAUCCGGGCACACUGAUCAAGGUGGACGUGGUGACGAAGGGUAAGCUAACCUGGUGCGAGGAGAAUGUUUACCCGAGCGAACCGAUCUUUGUGCCCGCACCGGAUCCACUGUCGGAGGACGAUGGUGUUGUGCUGGCGGCGAUGGUUUGGGGCCGUGAGGAAGAAAAUCGUGCCGGAUUGUUGGUGCUGGAUGCGAAGACAUUCACCGAGCUGGGACGGUGCGAAUUUGUAACGCCCGGUCCCGUGCCAAAGUGUCUGCACGGUUGGUUCCAACCGUCCGCGAAGUAAAUGGAAAGUAUUAUGAAACCUCGACAAAAGGUAAGAUUUGAGGACGAACGUUUACAAUACGAUCGAACAAUUUUAUACCAAAGAAGGGGAGGAUGAAAUUUGUAGCUUUCAUCAUCAUAUUAAACACGUUACGUUGGAUUGAGGGCGGAAGUAGUGGAACGUAGAAAGCAAUAGCUAACCAUUGCUCCACUGAACAAGGACGCUCCGGAGCGGAGUGUUACAGCGCUGUGCUACCUGUUACUGUUAUUGAGCUGUUAUCACACAUUACAACUCAUAAAUAUAAUCAAAUCGAUGUUUUGAAUUAAUAAAAUC